Messenger RNA from Bactrocera dorsalis (oriental fruit fly), 4766 nucleotides. RefSeq names its product inositol polyphosphate-4-phosphatase type I A. Gene Ontology annotation, molecular function: phosphatidylinositol-3,4-bisphosphate 4-phosphatase activity. Lineage: Eukaryota; Metazoa; Arthropoda; Insecta; Diptera; Tephritidae. The record is from RefSeq and is a predicted model, not a curated record. The coding region runs from base 521 to 4621 and encodes 1366 amino acids. Gene Ontology annotation, cellular component: cytoplasm. The transcript is spliced from 15 exons.
UGUCAUUGUAAAAUUUUAUCAGUCGUCUAUGAAAUUUGUUGUUAUUCGGUAAUAAUAAUUUAAUGCGGGUAUUUGCUAAUUCAAUGAAUAAAUAAAAACACUACCUUAGCUGCAUAGCUGCAGCUGGACAUAAUUAAAGCUACGGAAAAACAUCCGCAAAAGGAAACCGUGUGCUGUGGAAAAAGGUUAAUUGGAAAUUGAAAGUUUUCGGGGUGAAAGUGUGUGUUGAAAAUUUAUCUUUCAAAAGUGAAAAAUAAUUUGCAUACAUUCCAUAGCAGCCAAGUUUUAAAGAAUUAUUGUAUAUCAGUAUAAUUUGAAUUCACCUAAAUAUCUGUUUAUUUAUCUAAGGAGUUAUAUCUUCACACAAUUUAUGGCGAAUUUGCAAUAAUACAAAAGUUUUUGUCAAAUUUACUUUGUAACACCCGAGUUACAGCCAUCGAGCUAUUACAAAUAAUAGCAAACUCCAAAGUUCCAAAAUAACGGAGGCAAAAGGUGACUAAACCGUGAGAUACCUGAAAAUAUGCGCUUCAAUAAGCAUGGUUUAGCGACUUUAGCCACAAACCCUACAGUAAAAUUUGAAAAGGAAGGACUUUUGAUAAUAACGGAGCGUCAAGAGGGCUUUUUUCGUCGUGCAGAUGUAAAUUACCCGCGUUGGUGUAAGUUACGAGGUAAUUUGUUAUUCUACCUAAAGGAUCACGAUGCUCAGUCACCACCAGCUGGUUUACUCGUGCUUGAAAACUGUCGACCAUUGAUACGAAAUGAAGAGCGCGAAUUUGAUGGUUUCGCAUUCAUUUUAGAAUUCGAAGGCAGUCAACCGCAACGAAUCUCUACACGUACGGCCAAAGAGCGCUUGGAGUGGGUGAAGUGCAUUCAGUUAGCGUCCUAUGCUUAUUUAGAUCGGCAAAUUAAAUAUUUACAAGAUCAAAUUGCUAUUAAAAUGGGCAAUCGCAUCGAGAGUGGUGUGUCACCGGCGAGCACAUUUACAUCAGCCACCGAUGCAUUACUUUUGAAUAUGACAACCAAUGGUGGAGGCGCUGCUGCACUGACAGUGCCAACAACAAAAAGUUCAGCAUCGAUCAAAGUGAAAGAAGACCUCAGCGAAAUACCAAUUUGUGAGUCUGCCUUAUCCUGUGAUAGUCUGCCGUGUGGCGAUCACGGACGACUGCCGAAUACACGCGUCGUCUGUUCAUUACUUUCGGUUGGUAAUACAUGGCGUGAUUUUGCGCGUACCGAAAUCGUCGAACGCUCUGCGAAUCCGCAAUUCUUGUGCACUAUGCGAUUUAAACGAAGUGAUGGCUUCUCAGCAGACACACUGUUGCGUUUUACAGUCUAUGAUGUACGCGAACGCUUGUCACACACCGCUGUGCCACUUGCCUACGCUGAAGUGGCUUUAGGUGUCAUACAAGAUGCUACUCGCUUUCGUAUUCCACUGCGUUCGUUGGACGGUGAGGGUGGCUUUAUAACGAUCGCCUCUUGGGCUCCGGAGACAGAUCGACAAUCGCCACCACGUUCCACUACGCAGGUGUUCGAAGAGCACACGAAAGGUAUGUACCGGUGUUUACUUAUUCCCAAUUUUAUUCAAUUAUUACCAAAUUUUUGUUCCCUAGGCCAUCGACGUUCGCAGUCUCUGCCACCUAAAUUGGGUGUGAAACUAUUUGUACCUUUUCAAGGCCUUCUGCAAGUAGUAUUCGCAAAUCCUUUGAUUCACACAUAUCGUUUACACUCAGGUAUGGGAGGCGACAUCAGUGUCCACGAGACACUGCUCGAAAGCAAAUACAGCUUUACAAUACCUCAACAAUUACUCUCUAUAUGGAUAUUGCGUGAAAAGGAAUUGUUACAAGAAAUCUCAGGUAUGGGUGAAUUAGGUGGCGAAUGGCGACGACGCCAAAUGGAUCUACUUGAUAAACAUCUAAAAUUACUGAAAGAUUAUUCGCAGGCGAAACAAAAUCUACAGCAGAUUACCAAGGAGGAAGGUCCGUACUUCAAACGUUCUUCCGUAAAGACUGAUGAAUCGCUUGAAUUUAUACCAGUCAAUUUGCAUUUGCAACGAAUGUGGGCACAAAAUGACACCUUGAAUCGAUCUGGUGUUCUUGACAUUAUUACGGUUGGUGCAUUUACACGCCAUGCUGGAAAAGGACGUACUGGAGGACUUAUAAAGUUAUUACAAGAAACCAAAGAUUCGCCAUCGAAAUUCGAACAGGGCAAUGCAUGCAAAGUUCAAGCCGCCAACGAUGCCGUACAGGCUAUAAAGCAGUUGCGUAAGGAGAUCGUUGAAAUAAUGUCACAACUACUGUCACUUGCCAAGAGUAAAAACCCGAAAGGUAUGAUGCCUUUGUGCAAUGAGAUGAUUACGAAAACCAAAACUUUACUGAAUAUAUGGGAACCAAGUUUGGUAGAGGAGGCUUUCGCAUUUGUUGAACAGCACCGUAUCAUUGAGGAACCUGACAACGUAUUGAUGCCCAUGUCACCAUUUCGAAAAAUCACUCAACAACUCUGCGCUCUAAAUUUGAAAUCGCCUGAACUGGAAGAUUUUGCGACACCUAUUGUCGCUCCACCAGACCUCUGGCCUCGCACUAAGACCCCCACAGGUUUCGCCGGUUGUGCUGGUCGCCCAUUAGUACGCUCCAAUAGCCUUUGUCUACGGCCGUCACCCUCGACGAUGGACAUAAAUGCCAUACAUGCACUACAUCGCACCGUAAAAAGUUACAACGAACAAUUACGCAAUCGGGCGGAAAUCAAAAACAUUGGAACUGGUGUUGGAAGUGAUUCAGAAGCGGAAGCUACAUUCCAAUCUUUACCAGUACAUCUGAAUGACCCCACAACCGAUAUUACAUUUACUGAAAGCCAUUUUAGCACUGCAGAUGGUUUAAAUGCGAACAUCAACACUGAUGUUUCAACGCUUCAAUUAAUUGACCUAGACGAUGUUGAUAUGGAACGGUUGAAUAACGGAAGUCACAUUCCCUCUUCGCAUACAUCUGUGCCACGCAAUUUCGAUACACAAUAUACAACGCACAUAGAUUCUGAGUUGGAUGUAGAUUAUAAUGCUACCGCACAUCAACAUGGCAGUUUUCUCGAUACAAAAAUUAUGAGUUCUUCCCCAUCGGCUAAUUACUAUCGACCCACAGAGGAGCCUGAGCCUCUCGAUUUAACGCAAUUAAACAUUGAGGCAAGUGUUAUGUGUCUCGUGAGUAAAAUUAAGUUCCUCUGUGGACGUUGUGGUAGUCCAGCAAUACGUCUGCGACAUCCGAAGCCUAAUAUGAAACGAACGGGAUUCCAACACUCUCCCGCACCGCCAGAUCUUGUAGCUAGUCAAAAUAAUAUUGGAGAAAUCGAAGAUAGUGGCAUGGCUUCAGAAGCUAAUGAUGAGCAGGCGGGUGUUACCAAUGGUAAUGGGCUGAACUUAGACCUCACAAAAAAUGUUGAAGCGCUGGAGCAAAGCAAAGAACAAGAUCAUCCAUCUGUGACCAAUAUAGAAGGUAUCGCGCCACCUAAAAAAGGAAACAAAUUCACGGAUGGUCUCGACUUGUCGCUUACCACAGAUUGGGCUUCCGAGUUGCGCCCCUCGAUGCGAAAAUUACGACACGCCAUGGAUGGGUUACUGAAAACAGCGCGUCUAAUGCAUUCCGUGCAACGUCUACAGCAGGAUAUGAAACGCAAUAGUAUAAAUUUAGAAAUUAUGUAUCGGCGUGAUGUGUGCUUUUCACAAGCGUUGACCGCUCUCAUUGCUGCACUAAUGGCCAAACUAUGGGGCACCGAGAUAACCGAAAACUAUAUCAAGAUACUCAGGGAUUUAGGACCACUAGCAUAUUUCGAAGGUUUGCUUUCACUGUAUGGCAACGAAACGGACAUGUGGGGCGAUAUGUGCAUCGCUAUUGAGGAUCUUUCUGCAGUGAAUUUUACGCUAAUGCGCAGUAAUACAGAAUGCGAUGUGCACACGCCGAUGCCGAUGCCACGAGUCACCGGUUCGAGGCAAUCACUCAAUGUUUUGCUACCCGUGCCAGAGCAUGUGUAUGCUGUGAUGCCAAUACAAGAGACGAUCACCUUCAAAUUAACACCGGUAUUCUUCAAUAUCGGCAUCAAUGAAAAAGCAACAUUAGCGGAAACAUUGGGCCAAACACGUGAACAACACCGUUCGAAUUGGGACAAUUUUGUGCGUCUGAAACAGUAUUAUAGUCGUUAUCGUAAGCUGCAACUCGUUACGCCAGAUACACCAAGCAAGCAUGAACCCCAUCCCCCGGCAACGCAAGCACUCACUAACAUACUCAAUUUUAUGGAGGAUCAGUUGCGUUCAAAUGUAUCAAAGAAUGUGAAAAUUUUGCAUUUAGCCGAAGAUGCGUGUCGCCUAAUGUCUGGCUUGCGUUUUACCUCAUGUAAAAGUGCCAAAGACCGUACUGGCAUGUCGGUGACGCUGGAACAGUGUCGAGUGCUCGUGCAAGAGUUUAAUUUGCCAGCCAAAAGUGUACCCUAUGUGCUGAGCACUAUGCGCAGCGAUGGAACACGUAUGGAUAAUGUCUUUAAAAAUAUUGAUAAGCGCAAAUAUGCGUUCAAUUUGCCACAGGUUUUUUCAUUGCCAGCAAUGUAUCGACCACCAGCUGGCUCCUACGGCAAGGCAGAGACCUAAACGCAUUAAUGACAUUUUAAAUACUUGAUAAAGCAAAAAGUAGUAUCAAAGUCACCAAAGUAGGCAGCAAAUUGUAAUAUCAGCAUAUAUUAGGAUUCACAUAUUUAAGUAAGAGCCUCUAUUAACCUCAUAUUGUGGAAUUUGA